Fusarium oxysporum Fo47 is the source of this 3936-nucleotide messenger RNA. RefSeq lists its product as uncharacterized. The transcript has 4 exons. NCBI's taxonomy places the organism in Eukaryota, Fungi, Ascomycota, Sordariomycetes, Hypocreales, Nectriaceae. Bases 1 to 3762 code for a protein of 1253 amino acids. The record is from RefSeq and is a predicted model, not a curated record.
AUGCAGUCACAGAAGACGUCUUGGGGGUCCAAACUCAAUGACUUCAAAAUUACUGCCAAAGCCAAGGCCGUACAUACGCAACAACCCAAGGUGGCUGAUAUGUUCGACGAAUUCAGCAAUGCCAUUGAAGCGAUGGCUGAAGGUCUAGACAACAACUCUCCAGAUGAAGACACUGCUUUUGUUGAUGCACCUCCUCAAGAGGCAAUCGACAUUGAAGAGGUUCCUAACGGAGUCCCACGAAAAAUGGAAGCAGGAGAUCUCAGAACCCUGACCAAGGCAAUCAUGGUUGCUUCUAAGUGUACCUUAGAGAGCAACACGAUUCCAAAUGAUCUCCCUGAUCAUAUUGUACAGAGUAUCAAGCGGCAUGAUUCCUGGUACAAGGCUAUCGUCGACCGAGUAUUCGAUACUGUCUUGAAAUACACAACUAGACCCAAAGCACAAUCACCGUUCAGCCCCGAAAUGUCCCGCUGGCUCAAAGACAUUUCGGACCUCGACACACGAGCAUCCCUCUAUGAGUUUUUAUUACACCCAGCCGUAAGGUCUUACCGGUGCCGGGCCGCCAUCGGCCGGGAACCAGUGUCACGGAAACAGGAGAGUCGGCUGUUUAAUCAUCUCGAAUUUUUCCCGGUAACUGAAUGUGGAAGCGCUGUCCCCAACGUGAACGGAACGUAUCUCCUGCAUGGAGUUCGUGCUUCUGAUAAGGAUCCGUCCCUGGACCCAAUCUAUGUUGGGCAAGCAGCUGCCGUAAAGCUAAAUUCAACAGGAGCAGUGGGAGUGAGAAAAAGAGCUAUGCAACACCAUGAUCACAUUUCUCCUGGCGGAGAAAAAUUCCUACAUUUCCAUCAACGUUUAUCAGAACCUGAUAUCGAGAGAGUUGAUGUCACAGUGUUAUCCAUGUUUCCAUACCCGACGCCAGAUAUGGGAGAAGAAGUACUAAGACACUAUACUGCCCUACUUACACUCGUCGAGACCAUUGAUGUUCUCCUGAUCGACUCUUUGUCUACCUCGGGAUUUAGCAAUAUUGCCUCGAUAAACACGAACAAGAUGUUCACGUCACUAAGCCUCAAUGGUAUUAUUAAGGUUGAUUUCGAGAUUAUCGUAUCGCAACUCGAACUUCGAGGGGUCAGGAAGACAAAAGCCGAGGUCUUGAAAGAUUACAGGAUGCUUGCCUCCAAUCCCAAUUCGGGUUUGACUACAUGCAAGACUGUCAGGUGGCGGCGCAUUUGGGACCAAGUCUACCGCGUAAAGCGACAUCUGGAAGAGGAAGGGUUGGUGCUUCCGCCUCAAGACUACACGGACCCUUUCUUUCAUGUUCCGGCUUUAGAGAACGGUCACGACACCUCGUGGCACUUCAAAGCCCUACUGAAGAGAUCAAGGUACACUGAUUUCGAUCAUCCCAUUAUGGAUGUCCAAGGGGGUUUCUGGGCAACAUAUCUUCCAAGGCUGUUGAGGAGAGAAGUCUGGGAACGAAUUACAGAAACUGCACCAGAACGUAUCAUUGUUGGACAUCAGGCUAUGCCAAAGCGAAUCUUCAAUCAAGCCUUGAUGGUAGUUUUGCACUUCACCCAAAGACGUUGCACUGUCACGUCUGACACGGUCAUUGUACCACGCUUCGAAUGGUCUGACCUAAUCGAAAUUUGGCACCAAACCUUUGCUCAAUUGAUAGCAGAUGGUGUGCCCCGUUCAGAGAUUCUUGUUGGGGGCGCCUGUCAGAUCGCACGGCUCCUGAAUGCACACAGACGUCGCCUUCGAGAUCCGUCCUACUCGAGUACCCUGCCUCCUUGGAAAUAUGACGAUUCAAAGAAGGCAUCCGAGAAGCCAGCCAAGUUACAGCCAAGAUUCGUUGAUGAGCAGUCCCUUGAGGGGCAUGACGAAUCGCACAAUAUUGAUAUCAGUGAAGAAACAGACGGUAUUUACCACUGGCCAUCCGAGCAAGACAGGUACGAGGCAGUAGGAGCAACUCAUCAAAUGGUGGCCCUUGCAGCCAAACACCGGCUGCGGGAGCCGACUGAAACCAUCAAGCUAAACACCACUCGGUCAGGGCCUUGUACGAUGGCCAAGCACACGCCUUCAACACUCCGAACUCUGACCAUGAUCAUGGCAGGGCACCACAGGAGCGUGUUUGACAAGUACUCUGAAAUCUAUGCAGGGGAUGAUACCUUUUGGGAGAUCAUUUUCGUGGAACUGGGCAAGAAAUGGCACAUCGAGACCCAGGCUCAGCUACAGCACCGCUUUGGGUGGGUGUUGAAACACCUCAGAUCCGGAGAGCUUCCUGAAGAAGCAAAAACUGCUUCUCAAAUCCUACAAGAGUGCUUAUCAAACAGCGUUCUAUCAAGUGAAAAGCAUCCGUACAACUACGAUGUCAAAACUUGGACUGGCGACCUUCUGAAUCCCGACCUGUCCUCUAAUUGGGUCAAGAAGCUUUUGGUCUUCAACGGCGUUUGGGAUACUCUAAAAGAUUGUGUUCAGGAACGUAUGGGGGGUUGCGGCAUCGUGGGAUUCUGCUUCAUGUAUGGCUUGUUGAUUCCACAUGUUUGGGAAGAGUCGAUGACCACACAGGGGCACAGGUAUCCAGCUCUUGAACAGAUACGCCAUGGUGAGACAAUGGCUUCUUCUAAGGACAGCGAGACUUCCGAGGCCCUCGAUGUCCACAACACUACCCUCUCAGAAAGCUCUGGGCCAUCGUCGCGUACAUCAGCUUCCCAGUCCAAGAGCUUGUCAUCCACCCUCCCGCUGUCUACAGUCCCAGGGGCGGUACGUCACAAGGCAACAACCUCUCCCAGAGGCGUCGGUCCUGCCAGGGUUAAUGAUAGACGCAGCCUCGCUCCGGAAACCUCUGUUCUAUCAUCAAGCUCGUUGACACUCCAAUCUACAGACUUGUCGCCUUCGCUUUCGCCGCCUCCAUCUCCGCCCCCAUAUCCGCCUUCCCAAGAGUUUCUCACGAACAAGAAAAGAUGGCAACCCGAUGAGGAUGACUAUGUCAAGUAUCUCAUGAGGCUCCCCAUCUCGAGAGAUGAGCAGUUAGAAAAGCUUCACCAAAGGUUCCAGUCAAAUCACCGCUCCAAAGCAGCACUUGCGAAGCGAAUAGAGAGGUUGCGGAAUGAUCCCGGGAAAUCGAUUACUGACAAGCCACAACUUGAAAGGAACAAGUGGUAUGAAGCAGCAGAGGAAGAAUAUCUGAGACAAUUGAUUGAGACCCAUCCUUGUAGCAGCUGGGAUGAAGUUGUCGCUAAGAUGGAACAAAGGUUCUCGAAAGGCCGAUCGAAAGCUGCAUAUCAGCUUCACGCAGCGAAGCUUGGUUUGAACACUUCGAGGAUCUCUAAUGUCUGGACUGCUGAACAUGAUGAAUGUUUGAGAAAUUUCAUCAGGAACGAAACUCCUCCAAAAAGGCACUCUGAUCUGAUAACAGAAAAGUUCGGUACCUACCGCAGUAGGGCAGCUUGCCACAGAAGACUCACGGAGUUAGGGUUUGUAGGAGGGUACGGGACAUGGACUGAGGAGGAGACAAAGUUCAUCGAAGAGAACCGUGAUCUUAAACCUCGGGAGUUGUGCGAAGAGUUUUGGGCGAGAUUUGGACAUGGGCGUUCAUCCGAUUCAAUCAAAAAUAAGAGAGUGGGAGUCCUCAACUCUAAGGGUCUCCAAUGGACUGCGGACCAGUUGCGAUUCUUUAGUGAGUGGCCUCAUUCUUCGACGACCGUGGUUGAAGCCUACCGCGAGCGAUUCAAGGAAGAUCCAAACGAUGAACACUCGACCUGCACGUAAAGAGAGCCAAAAGUUCCAGAUUUGCGUAUUGAACUGGCCGUGGUGCUGUCACAAUCGUCUGUGGCUCACACGAAAAGGAAUUAUGUAGUUGAUUCAGACAUUGAAGUAGCAAUAAGUUGCAGAUUAUUAUACUCUCUUUAACUCAGUAGUUUCCUAUGAAACCAUGAUGAAUGU